Messenger RNA from Trichomonas vaginalis G3, 903 nucleotides. RefSeq names its product protein of unknown function (DUF3447). The transcript has a single exon. Bases 1 to 903 code for a protein of 300 amino acids. The record is from RefSeq and is a predicted model, not a curated record. NCBI's taxonomy places the organism in Eukaryota, Parabasalia, Trichomonadida, Trichomonadidae.
AUGUCUGAUCAAGACUCUCACACAAAUAAAUAUGGGGAAUUUCGAAGUACGUAUAAAUACUACAUCGACUCAUUUAUUGCUUUGUAUCAGCUGAAAACGGAAAACGAAGAAGAUUUAAACUCGAUUUACAAAAUGAUCAAAACAGAAUUGAUCGAUUCAAACAACCAUUUUCCAAAAAUCAUUGUAAGAGACAUUUUAAAUAUCAUUCCGUAUAAUAAUCGCUAUUCAAAGUCUUAUUUAUAUCUUGCUAAACGUAUCACUGAUGAUUACCAUGUAACAUCGAUCAACAAAAUUCCUACCAUUUCUGCCUUCCAGUUUUAUAAAGAGUAUGGAAUUACAUUAUACAAAUUCAAAGAAUUCAAAGAAAUUAAAUAUGAAAAUCCCAACAUUCUUUCAGAAAAUACAAUUUUUAGAGCAAUUAUGAAUGAUGACAAAGAAAGAUUCAUUCAGUUCAUUGAAAGCGAAGAAUUUAAUAAAGAUAAAACGCUUUACAACCAUUUAUAUCCUAUUUUGCCUGAUAAAGGAUUAUCAUUACUUGAAUUAUGUUGUUAUCACGGAGCAGUUGAUUGUUUCAAGUUAUUAAGAACGAAAUUUAACUCACAAAUAACUGAAAUAUGUCUUCGAUUAUCAUUUUUAGGAAGAAAUCAAGAAAUUUUGAGUGAAUGUUUGAAACAUCAAAAACCUGAUGGAGAAUGCAUGAAAUACGCAAUUAUUUCCCACAACAUAGAUUUUGUUACAUUCUUAAUGAAUGAACACAAUAUAAAGAUCGAUUUAUUAGCUUGCGGACAAUACAAAAAUCUUGAAUCAUUUUUAGUUUAUUUCGAUCAAAAGAAUGAUAUAAACAAAUAUUUUGUUGUUUCAACUUUGUUUGAUGUUCCUUUCUCAUGGUGCAAAUAUCAAUGA